AUGCAGACCGAAGUUUUUGACGAAGAAAAGGCCACUGGGUCGGACGAGUCUCCCCAAAGAACAACCGCAGAGGAUGAUUCCGAAUCAGCCUCUCAAUCAAAGGAUGAACCUACUGCCAAUGGAGAAGACAGCCAUCCCAUCUCUCCAAACCCUAGUCUCCCCGCCGUUACCGAGGAUAAAAGUAUCGAGGAUGCCGCUGCUGUUCAGCGUGUCUCAACGGAGCUUGGGCCCCCAGUGCCCGUGCCUCGACGAAAGCGUCGAGGGUUGUUUGGCCAAUUCACUCUGAUCGCAGAAGUGGAGAACCCAAAGACGUACAGCCGAAAGAUUAAGUGGUUUCUCACUUUUGUAGUCGCUAUGGCCGCUGUGGCAGCUCCUAUGGGUAGCGCCAUCUUCUUCCCAUCACUAUCGCAAGUGGCACGCGAUUUGAAUGCUACCCCAACUGUUACGAAUCUGUCUGUCGCCCUGUACAUGCUCAGUAUGUCCAUAUUUCCCCUCUGGUGGUCCUCUUUCAGCGAAACGCUAGGCCGGCGGACAAUUUACCUCGUGUCUUUUGUUCUCUUCUCGGUAUUCAAUGUCCUGUGCGCGAUUUCAAGUUCGAUAGCCAUGCUUGUCGUAAUGCGGAUGUUGAGUGGCGGGGCUUCUGCAUCGGUCCAAGCUGUGGGUGCAGGGACGAUUGCAGAUCUUUGGGACGUCCGUGAACGGGGGAGGGCCAUGGGUAUCUUCUACUUGGGACCUCUCUGUGGCCCCCUAUUUGCUCCCAUCAUUGGUGGUGCGCUGGCCAACCGAUGGGGCUGGAGGAGUACGUUGUGGUUUAUGGUGGUAUUUGGCGGUCUUACCGUCUUGUUCAUCUUCCUGGCCCUUCCAGAGACCCUAGCGGCCCGGAAAAAGCCUCUGGUGGAAGCUGAACAAGCAGCAACACCCCUGGACCGUACCUCAAGUCGGGUCUCUUCCCAGAUGAUUCGCAAUACUGCCAAGUGGUUAAAGUUCCUGCGAAUAGCCUUUCUGGAUCCGUUGAAAAUCAUUCUGUACCUGCGGUAUCCACCUGUCUUAGUGACAGUCUACUAUGCAAGCAUCACCUUUGGCUGCUUAUAUGUGCUGAAUGUCAGCAUUCAAGAGAGCUUUGGGGCCCCGCCUUACAACUUUUCCACACUUCUCGUUGGCUUGUUAUACAUCCCGAACUCAUUGGGAUAUGUGAUUACCAGUUUCUUUGGCGGCCGUUGGAUGGAUAGGAUCAUGCAUCGGGAAGCCAAGAAGGCCAACAGAUAUGACGACAAGGGAAAGUUGAUUUAUCGGCCCGAAGACCGUAUGCGCGAGAAUGCCUUUCUUGGGGCAAUACUCUAUCCAGCGGCAUUAUUAUGGUAUGGCUGGGCCGUGCAAAAAGGUGUCUAUUGGUUCGUUCCGAUAGUCGCAAACUUCUUCUUUGGCAUUGGAUCGAUGCUUAUUUUCGGCAUGGCAACAACCAUGUUGACCGAGUUCAUGCCUAAGAAGUCAUCCGCUGGUGUGGCGCUCAAUAACUUCGUGCGUAACAUCUUCUCUUGCGUUGGCGCUGUCGUUGCUUCUCCGAUCAUCCAUGCGAUAGGCAAUGGAUGGCUCUUUACGAUUCUUGGAUUGCUCGGAUUCAGGAUGUGGCCUUUUUUUUUCCUCGUCGUUUCUGCAGAAGUCAAUGGUCAUGAUUCGGGUCCGGCACCUGGUGAUGUGACGAUUUUGGGAAUAAGAAACAUGACGAUGACGACUUCUAUUGAUUAUGACUGUUAUCGUUAUUCACCUAAAGAAUCGAUCGUACUUGCUUCUGACUUGCUGAGUCCUUCGCGAAUGGAAGAGUUUACAUGUAGUUGCUGCUGUCGUGGCAGACAUAGGGAGCGUCCACAACAGCAGCAGCAACGUCGUGAAUAA
Messenger RNA from Rasamsonia emersonii CBS 393.64, 1893 nucleotides. RefSeq lists its product as uncharacterized. The record is from RefSeq and is a predicted model, not a curated record. The transcript has 5 exons. Gene Ontology annotation, molecular function: polyamine transmembrane transporter activity. NCBI's taxonomy places the organism in Eukaryota, Fungi, Ascomycota, Eurotiomycetes, Eurotiales, Trichocomaceae. The coding region runs from base 1 to 1893 and encodes 630 amino acids. Gene Ontology annotation, biological process: intracellular polyamine homeostasis; transmembrane transport.